Messenger RNA from Syngnathoides biaculeatus (alligator pipefish), 3224 nucleotides. RefSeq names its product platelet-derived growth factor beta polypeptide b (gene pdgfbb). Gene Ontology annotation, biological process: positive regulation of phosphatidylinositol 3-kinase/protein kinase B signal transduction; positive regulation of cell migration; positive regulation of MAP kinase activity. The record is from RefSeq and is a predicted model, not a curated record. Gene Ontology annotation, cellular component: membrane. Bases 397 to 1908 code for a protein of 503 amino acids. The transcript has 8 exons. Gene Ontology annotation, molecular function: platelet-derived growth factor receptor binding; growth factor activity. NCBI's taxonomy places the organism in Eukaryota, Metazoa, Chordata, Actinopteri, Syngnathiformes, Syngnathidae.
CAUUUGGAGCAGUUUGAAUGACUAUUAGAAUUAGUAGGGUACUUUUUAAAAACGUUGAUCACGCCGGAUUGUUGUGGUGUUCGGAAGUUUUUGGACUAACGCUGGCGCGCAUCAGUCUGCUGCACAGAGCAAUCUAGAGCUGCCGCUCUAUGCGGAUUAAAUCGAUUUUUUUUGUUUUGGGGACAAAAUUAGGCAGCUGCGGAGCGUCUUCAUCUUCGACCAUUGGAUAGCGGACAUCCCCGUGCGAAGACAGCUCGGGGCGCGCUCCGCAGGGGGAGGGAGCCGCGUACCGUCCGGGUCGGGAGAGCCAAGUGUCCCCGCCGCCCGAGGACAGCGGGCCUCCGGAGUCUCCAUAAAUGCCCGGCCCGUCGCAGAGGCUCCAGGCUGGGCAGCAAGAUGAGCUCCACCGUGCAGCUCCUGCUCGCGUUGGUGGCGACGUGCGUGCGACUUGGCGCGGCCGAGGGGGAUCCACUUCCUGCAGCCCUGGUGGAGCUGGUUAGAAACAGUCCCAUCUCAUCCAUUGAAGAUCUUCAGAUGCUUCUGCUCACUGAUUCCGUAGAUGAGGAGGAGGGAAACUCAGCACCAAAUGGAGGUCACAGAGUACCGAGAAGCCUGGUUGCUCAGCCAGCCCAGCAGGCUGUGUGUAAAGUUCGCACCGAGGUCGUGGAGGUCACCAGGGCAAUGUUAGACCGAAGCAACGCCAACUUCCUGCUCUGGCCGCCGUGCGUUGAGGUUCAGCGUUGCUCCGGUUGCUGUAACACCAAAAGCCUGGAGUGCGUCCCCUUUGUCACACACACUCGAUACCUGCAGGUCAUGAAGAUCGAAUACAUAAACAAAAGACCCACUUAUGCUAAAGCGGUGGUGUCGGUAAUGGACCACGUGGAGUGCCGGUGUCAGCCUGCGCCGAGACAGCCGAUACUGAAGAGAAAAUCCUCUCGCCGGCACCACGGAUACAAGGACCAGUUUCACAACCGGACUCUCAGCCAAGGACACAGACAGGUCAAGGUGCACACCAAGGAUGAGCUACAUCAGUGGGAUGAGCUGAAACAGAACCAGGGUUCCCUCCUGGUGGACCUCCUGGAGCAACACUGGAGCCCCAGAGGAGACACGUUCACUCGGCCUGGCGAAGGCUACAGUCUGGCUGGAGAGGAAUCAUCUCUACCUGAAGAGUCUGUUCUCAUUGGCCCACACUGGACACACAACUCUACAGGGUUCCUAGAGACUAAAACCCAAAUGGAGAAUAAGGAGACCAAAGAAAGGGUGCCAGAAGGAAACAAGACUUUGUCUUCGGUGGCUCACGUUGGCAUAGAUCAAACGGUUGAAGAUAACAAGGGGCUCGUAAAACUUGACGGAAUAAUGAUUGUUGAGGAUGGACCAAAGGGCCGGAAUGAAGGUACACAAAUACGCAGUCCAACUUUGGAGGAAGAAAAAUCUGCAUUUCCAAAGCCCGUCACUCAAGCCAAGUGGAGCCCAAUUGAGGAAGCCAUUGGCAGGUUCGGGAGCAGGUUCCGACCCACCAAAGAACCCAACCCGGACCCUGGGGAACAGACCAGGCGGAGAGACAACAAGACUCCGGAGGAGCUGAGAAUUCUGCAGAUUGCGCAGCAAAGGUUAGAGGAGGAGAGAAAAGAGCUGCUCCUGCUUCACAAGAGGUUGGACCAAGAGAAGGAGAUACUAAAAGUGCAGCAAAAGAAGCGAGAGGAGGAACAUCACCGCCUAAGGAGCAGACACCGUUACCCGCAAACGACAACGGCACCGUGGCCAGAGACAACAACUUCGGCCACCAAACAACGUUCUGUAGCUCCAGCAGGGCCGCUGAACGUUAGACCUCCAGCGCAUCCAAAGAGGAGGAUGAGGAAGCAUCGAAAACGGAUAAGCAAGGCAGCUAUGAGGGCAAUGCUAAUGUAAAACUUUUCAGAAUUCCGGGAGCACAAAAUGGACUCAGAGUAUGGACGCUCCAGGUCUUAAUAAAAGUAUUCAAGCUACUCCUCAGUGACGCUACUGUUUGAAAAAGCCAUAACUGUACCUGGAAUGAGUAAAAGGGAAGAAGGAAGCAGAAAAAAAAACAUUUCCGCCAAAGUCGGAAGUGACACGCAAAGACUUGGCAAAAAUGCGUGCCAGUUUUCCUGCAUCUGAACGGAACUGCGGAAAUCGGUGUGACUUCUCCACACGGAUGUUUGUUUUAAGAUGAAAAGAGAGAAAUUGCAUUUGGACGUUCACAUAAAUAUUGGCAUUUAACGAUAAAGAGCAGACUUCCAAAUGCAUCCGCGUGGUCCGCCAUAGUGAUGACGCACGAAUUGUAAACACAACAAAGUUAAGUUGACUACGAUAAUGUUUGAUGACCAAUGAAAACGGUGACCACAUCGCUACCAUAUUUAAUUCCAUCUAACCCAUCGCAAACACUGGAAUUCAGCAGAUGUGAUUAGUAUGACAAAUCCCAAAAAAACGAGCAGGUGAGGAUGUUACACCUGCGACCUUUUCUGUUUUCCACAUUAUUAUUUAUUUACCACAACUACUACUAAGGGUUAGCCUUCAUCACCAGUUUUGAAAACAUCAUGUAACAAUGUCAUGCAAGUCAGGGUUCUAACUCAACAAUGGGGAUUACUUUUUUUUUUUUUUUUUUAAAGGUUCAACCUUCAGUGAUUGUGGCCUUGAGUUUGUAUGUGAAGUGUGUGUUUGCUCUUUAUGUUUGUUUGGUGUGUGCGUUAAAUUAUGUGCGCGCACUUUCUUGUAUUUGAAAGAGACACAGGUGACUUUUUGGUCGAACCAAUCACAUUCCUUACACCCAAUUUAACAUAUUAAAGUGUCCAGAUUUGUUUGCGUACACUGUGGACUUUUUAUUUGCAGAAUGCAAUCAAAAAGUCAGGUCCUGUUGUGGAGUUCACAUCCCCAUCAAUGAUGGCAGGAAGGAACACGCUGUUGUCGUUAUUCUGUGUUUAAAAAUCCGUAAUCAGAAACAUAAGUUAUUGAAAAGUGUUUAUUGUUCUACUUGUCAACUUACAACUGUUACUGAUUUUGUCUCGUUUAUUAUGAGUUUUGAGGGAGGAAAAAAAAAAAGCAUAUUUUCUCAUGGUAAAAGCUCAUGUGCUAAAAAUAGUGUUUUGUCUUUUUAUUGCGUACCAUCAAGUGACGGGCCAUAGUCAGUGUGUCUGUUUCCACUUAAAAUUAUUCUCUCGCACAGCGAAAUUCUGCGUUUUUCUUACAAAUCUUUAAAUGUUAUAUUA